AUUAUGCAAAUUAGUAAAAGAUAUUUUUAUAACAGCUAAACAAACGAUCAACAUGUAUACCGUAAACCCACUUUAUUCAUAUGUAAAUAUUUGGUCAUUUUUAGUUUGGGUUUUAAAAUUUGAACAGGUCACCCACUUCGAAUAAAAUGCAGUCAAUGUUACGGUCACGGUACAGGGGCUAACAAAACGGAUUAACUGAGGUUUGGGGUCAUUUCAGACUGGAUUUAUAGAACUAUCAAGAGAUAAAGACAUGGAAAAAAUAGAAGAAAAACAAGUGAUGGAAGUAUUUAGUACCGACGUAGAACAAAAAUGUAUCUUUCCUUCCAAUCCAAAAUUUAAAGAAAAAAGAUCGAUAUCGUUUAGUCUGCUCCCUUUCAGACUAAAACAAAAGUCGAAACGGAAAAGAUGUGCGUCUUCCUCCGAUAUAGCCGAAAUCGAAGGGCAUGUCUCGGAACCAGAAUCGGACAAAGUGAUGUUAUCAGAUGAUUUCAGUACCAGUUCUAGCGAGGGCGAGGACAGUGACUGUGGACAUGUCAAUAUCUCAUUUGAACAAGAGGUCAAUGGUCAUGCUCUUCUGUACAAAACAUUUGGGUGUCAUGGAACCAGGGAAGGUAAUAUAAAAGAUGGUUCUGAUGUAAGCUACUUGGAUAAAGGAAGGUGUAUAGUAGCCGAUCUACUCAAUUGCCGACUUAACAUAUUUUCAAAAUCAGGAAGAAAUACUUUGACAAUACAAAACGAAGAUACAAUCGAACCUUGGGGAAUAGCAGUACAUGAGGAUAUUAUCCUUGUGACCUCUAGGAGAAAAAAGUUGGUUCUUAAAUUGUCACAGACUGGUGAUUUUGAGGAGUCAUCUUUCGGUGACUCGUUAUUCCAGGACCCAUGUGGUAUCGCUAUAACAAAGGACCAUAAAAUUAUUAUUACAGAUAUCCAGGCAAUGAAAGUUUCAAUACAUGACUGGAGUGGUAAGUGGUUGGACGAUAUUUGUCUGCCUGAUAAUCAUCAUCUACAAUUCAAAACACCUAGAUAUGUGACAGUCUCUCCACUAGGCGAUAUCAUUGUGUCGGAUUCAGGAAAUCAUCAGAUUUAUAUAUUUUCUUCCAGUGGGAAUUUCAAAAAGACAUUUGGGUGUUAUGGCUCAAAUGAUGGACAACUAAAGGUCCCUUAUGGUAUAUGCUGCGACAAGUUUGGAAAUAUAUUUGUAGCAGAUCAUUACAAUGAUAGAAUUUCGUUUUUCUCAAAAGAUGGAGAAUUUGUUCGACAAGUUGUCACCAAACACGACGGGAUAUUUCAUCCACAAGGCAUAUCAAUCUCACCAGAUAUGAAACUAUUCAUUACGCAUGGAUCUUUGAAGGCAUGCGAAGUGAAAGUGUUUAAUUUAAUAUCAAGAUCCAAAGAAAAGGACGUUAUACCUGUGUUCCAUCUAUAAUAGACAACAUAAGAAAGAUUUAGCAUGAGAUAUGAAGUAUAAAAAUAUUCCCUUCUAUUAAAUUAAUAC
This is a messenger RNA of Mytilus trossulus (common blue mussel), 1495 nucleotides long. RefSeq names its product tripartite motif-containing protein 2-like. Bases 251 to 1426 code for a protein of 391 amino acids. Gene Ontology annotation, cellular component: extracellular region. NCBI's taxonomy places the organism in Eukaryota, Metazoa, Mollusca, Bivalvia, Mytilida, Mytilidae. The transcript has 3 exons. Gene Ontology annotation, molecular function: protein binding. The record is from RefSeq and is a predicted model, not a curated record.